AAUCAUUCAGAAAUAUUUCCUAAUAACCCAAUGCUCAUGUGUAUAUGCGGUAGUUCCGGUUCUGGGAAAACUCAUCACACUUUUAACAUGUUGACAACAGCAAACCUUUUAGAUUUCGAUUCUUUGUAUAUCUACACAACAACACCUAGGCAAUCGUAUUAUCAAUUCCUCAAAGCUUUAGAAUAUCUACCAAAGAAAGAUGUUCAAGACCUAUUUCAAUAUUACGAAGAAAACGAAGAAGAAGUGGAAAUAAAAGAUUUCAUAGAUAACUACAUCGAAGGAAAGAAACCAACGGAUAUAAAAGUUUUUCUUACGAAAAAUGUUAAUGAUCUAGACUUGUCUAAAAUUGAUAGCGGGCGAAAGAACUUACUAGUGUUUGACGACUGCGUGGCGCAAAGAAAUCAAGCCGUUCAACAAGAAUUCUUCACGAAAGGAAGACAUCACAACUGUCACUGCAUAUACCAAUCCCAAUCUUUUUACGGGAUGGCUUCUAUGUUCAUUAGAAAAAAUGCAAAUUGUUUUUUAUUAUUUGAAUUAAACGACAAAGAUUUAUCUCAAAUC
This is a messenger RNA of Lottia gigantea (owl limpet), 561 nucleotides long. RefSeq lists its product as hypothetical. Lineage: Eukaryota; Metazoa; Mollusca; Gastropoda; Lottiidae. The record is from RefSeq and is a predicted model, not a curated record. The transcript has a single exon. The annotation marks the transcript as partial.